Messenger RNA from Momordica charantia (bitter melon), 3119 nucleotides. NCBI's taxonomy places the organism in Eukaryota, Viridiplantae, Streptophyta, Magnoliopsida, Cucurbitales, Cucurbitaceae. The record is from RefSeq and is a predicted model, not a curated record.
CAUGUGAAAUACAUACAUAAAUACACAAAUGGCCAAGUCUCCUCAUGAGUUUUACUUAAGAGGGAACUGCAAUUUCCAAAAGCUGAAGUCAUUCAAACACACACAUAUUUUGGUUCAACUUUAUUUCAUCUUUUAGGACACUCUCUCUUUUCCCAAUAUCAAUAAACAGCUCAUUGGCCCCACACCCUUUAUCAAAAGCUUCUUUAGUUCCCAUUUUUCUACUUGAAUCACCUAACAAUUCAUAUAAACAAAUUGGUAAACACAUCAUCUUUCAUCUUCCUCAUUACUUGAUUCAGAGGAUUCUCAUUCAGCCUUCCUCAGAUGCCUCUAUCUCCACCGCCACUACCACCACCACCACCACCUUUCACAGCUCCGUCCGCAAGCUCACCGUCCAACGCUGCUGCUCCACCGGUGGCACCGUCCCCUGCCUUGGCAGAGGGCGCUCGAACAUCUCCUGUUCUGACCUCUGCUACACCCUCAAGACAAGCAGAACUGACUUCUUUGGAGCAGAUAGUCAUACAAAAUCGAGCUACGAAACCACACACUCCACUUCUGAAUCCAAGUCAUAUAGAUUCCAGUAACUACAGAAAGCCGAUACUGCAGCAAGCUCGGCCACGCCAAACGAAUCCGAUUAUAUGGUGUUUUGCAAGCCUCUGCAUGCUUUUUAGUAUUCUCCUCAUCUUCUUUGGAAUUGCAACUUUGAUUGUUUUCCUGGUGGUUAGACCAAGAAAUCCCCUGUUUGACAUACCAAAUGCAAGCCUCAGUACCAUCUACUUUGAUUCAGCGGAAUAUCUUAAUGGAGACUUCACCGUUCUCACAAAUUUCACCAACCCGAAUCACAGAGUCGAUGUAAGGUACGAGAAUGCAGACAUAGAGCUUUUUUUUGGGGAUAGGCUCAUAGCAACUCAAGCAAUCCAGCCUUUCAGUCAAAGAAGAAAAGAAGUGAGGUUAGAACCUGUUCACUUGAUAUCCAGUCUGGUUUACUUGCCACAGAAUUCCGGGUUGGUACUCCGAAGGCAGGUACAGAACAACAAGGUUAUCUAUAACAUCAGAGGAACUUUCAAAGUUAGAGCUUCACUGGGUAUCAUCCAUUACUCCUACUGGUUACAUAGCCGAUGCCAGUUGGUGAUGACUAGUCCACCAACCGGCGUUUUAGUUGCUCGGAGUUGCAGAACCAAGAGGUGAAGAAACAGAAAUAUAUAUAUACACACAUAUAUAUAUUGUACACCUUCUAUGAAAUCUCUGUAUGGAUCAUCCACAUCACAAUUAUGGAUAUAAAUCUGAAUAGCUCUGAAAUAUCAGUUAAACAACAUCCAUCCUGUUUGACAUGGUUUGCACCAUUUUUUGGCUUCUACAUUCUCAAAAUUGAUGCAAGGGAGGUAUUGGGUCGAAUGGGGUUUGUGUGUGAAAUUUUUAGGUGAUUCUUCACUAACAAUUAGCAAAAAAAAAAGUGAACCUAGGAUCAAUCAAGAUAUAUAGACUACAGAAACACAACCGAUAAAGAAAAAAAAUCCUCAGUUUAAUAACUCUGCCCACUUGCUGUUGUUUAGCUAUAUCAAUUGGACAUUUUAUUUCUUAGUGUCUAAGCUACAUCAUUUUCUACCCUGUUGUUCUUUCAUGAACUAAUUGCAUCCAUAUGUGGCCCUGAGAAAAGCUAGAGGGGAAACAUGUGUGAGUAUCAACCAGAUAUCCCUCGAGUAUUCUCUGUCAAUCCCUUUUUUUAUUUUUGAUAGGAACCACUUUUUUUCAAACUGACAGUUCUUUGGUAUUUUCUUUUAUGACCAUGGAUUCCUAGGCUAGCUUAAUGCUAUAGAACUUUUGUCUAAUUUUACCAUAUUUGCUGUUGGGAAUCUCGUAGAGAUAUUCUACAUCUUAGGUAAAUGGCCACUGGUUUGAACUCGAGACCUUAAAAUCAUCUAGGUUUACAGCUUGUCCCUUUGAUUGAUAAUUAAAUUCUACUAUAUCAUCUACUAUCAGUUAAUCUAAUCAAAGAUUCAAUUAUCGAGCAUGUCCUCAAAUUGAAUAUUCAAAACAGGAAACCAUAUACAUAAUUCUUUUAUUGGAAAAAAGCUUGAAAUUAUAGCGAAUAUAAAAUCUUGAUCAUUCUGUCUCCAAACCGGGAGUGCACCAAAACCAGAGGAAGAUAGACUAUAGUUGAUUUAGAAGCAAACUGACUUAUAGAAGUUCGGCGAUAAAUUUCAUUUAAAAUAAUGCAUUCAGAAAAAUUCAACCCAUCAUGAAUAUCUCAGGAAGUCACUGAAUUAAUCGUGGAAAUCAAUCAUCUCUCUUGGGGCUGAUACUCCCUAGUAAUUAAACUUUGGUGGAAAGAAAUCGACUCCCUCACCGUCCACAAGUCACAUUCACAAGUAUCUUUGUUCUAUGUUGGAAAAAAACCACAGAACCACCAGACGGAGAGUGCAUGGCAAAAUAUAGCUCAAGCUUACAUUCAAAAACAUUUUCCAAGAUCAAAGGAAGGGUGGGAAAAGUAGUAAACACCAUCUCAGCUCUACGCUUGUAAAGGAUCUGGAAGGUCUCUUCUAAACAUAAACAACACUAUGCUCUAAAACCUUGUAAAUUCCUCAAAUCUAAAAUCAAAGGAAAUAAGAGAUUAUUUUACUUCACGAGAAAAUAAGGAGAACGCUGAGAAUUCCUAUUGAAACAUCAAAUGGUCUCCUUGAUGAAUUCUUUUUAAACAUGGAAAAAAGUGAAUCCUGAUGUGGCUAAAAAGGCCGAAAUUGUUAGUUAAUUCCUAAAGAGGUAAAUUAAAAACUGAAAUAUUCAAGAAAAUGAACUCAAAGAUUUAAAUGAUGACAUUUGCCUAAAAUGUGUAGAUACCCUGAUUCAAGCUUUCAAAUUUUGUUUAAUAUCUGUUUUUAGUUGUUUGCUGGGCUAAGUAAUUCAUUCUAACAUUGUUGAGAAUGGGAGGAUGAAAUCUGAAUUUUUCCUUUCUCUAGUGAUCUCUCUAUUUAAGUUAACACCAUUCUAACCAGACAUCCUUCUUUAAUUUAAUCAAAAUCAUUCCACAACCAGUUCCACAAGGCCUAGAAGAAAUCCCGAAUUCAAUGGCUAGAAUGGUCCCUGAGCUUUACAGUGUACCAUUGUUUGGACAAAAAUUCAAA